Oxyura jamaicensis (ruddy duck) is the source of this 2612-nucleotide messenger RNA. It is a transcript of the gene CCDC166, whose product is annotated as coiled-coil domain containing 166. The transcript is spliced from 2 exons. Bases 1383 to 2309 code for a protein of 308 amino acids. NCBI's taxonomy places the organism in Eukaryota, Metazoa, Chordata, Aves, Anseriformes, Anatidae. The record is from RefSeq and is a predicted model, not a curated record.
UGCAAAGCAUUGCCAGCAAGUUGAGGGAGGUGAUCCUACCCCUCUGCUCAGCACUAGUGAGGCCACACCUGGAGUGCUGGGUCCAGUUCUUGGCUCCCCAGUACAAGAGAGAUGUGUAUGUACUUGAAAUAAUCCAACACAGAUCCACCAAGAUGAUCAAGAGCCUGAAGCACCUCUCCUCUGAGAGAGCUGGGACUUUUCAGCCUGGAGAAGAGGAGGCUCAGGGGGGAUCUUAAAAUGUCCAGAAACAACUGAAGGGAGGGUGAAAAGAAGAUGGAGCCAGGUUGUUUUCAGUGGUGCCCAGUGACAGGACAAGAGGCAACAGGCACAAACUGGAAGACAAGAGAAGCCAUCUGAAAAUCAGGAAGCAUUUUGUUAUUGUGAAGGAUGACCAAGCACUGGUACAGGUUUCCCACAGAGGUUGUGGAGCUCCCUUCUUUGGAGACCUUCAAAAGCUCUUUGGACAUGGUCCUGGGCAACCUGGUCUAGGUGGCCCUGCUUGAGUAGGUGGGGGUGGACCAGAUGACCUUCAGAGGUCCCUUCCAACCUCAACGAUUCUGAUUCUGUGAUACUGCCAGGUGCUGGACCACUCUCAAGCAUAUUAACUUGCAUCCUUCUUGCAGUGAUCAAACAGCCCGCAGACACCAUAAUUCUCUGGGCAAAUCCAGAAUUAGCAUUACCAUAUUCUCUUAUUUUCCCUACAAAAAUCAGGAAAUGCAUCCCAAGCUAUCAAUUUCCUUUUAAAAAUGAGGAACCCCUCCAUAAAUAAGGACUUCAUUUGCAAAAAUCCCUUCUUUAAUCUACUUUUGAAAUGUCACAAAUACUCCUUCCCCACAUUCAUCUAUUCCUAUCUUUGUGAAAUAUAGAAGUGCUUGCCAACCUGUUGGAAAGAAAACCCAAGUAUAUGGACCAGAAAUGCUUGAGUAGAUACUGGCAUCUAAUUCUCAAGGACGAUCAUGGCUUAAGACAUGGCUUAAGACAUUUUCCUUCAGCAUAUACUAGUAGGUAGCUGAGACUGUUUCCCUCUUUAUAUAGUGGCCACUAAAAAUCACAUUUUUAUAAGCCGAAGUGCCCUUAUGUGUCUGCUAAAUUAACUCCAAUACGUAACAAAGAGCAUCACAGUCAGGCUUCACAACCAAGCCAGGAACUGAAAAGGCUCUGAGAAUCUCGCUACUGAACCUUCUCUUGUGACUUCGCGGUAUUUCAUCACCAUGGACACACACAGCUUACUAACACCACCAUUGCUCAGAGAUCACAAUUUAGCUAUCUGCAAAUGCUGUCUAGUAAGCCAGAAUCAGCAAGCCAGAAGGAGCUACCUGGAAACUCUCUGAAUACCCCAAAAGCAGGAAAGUUUGCCAGAAUUUGAUACCCCACUGUGGAAUAUGGCAUACGUGACAAAGCAGAUUAAACAAGACACCACUGGUGCUGGGAAAAAUAAGCAAGGAGUAAGAACCAAGAAUGGAGAUAUAUCCAAAGGAAUAAGUGAUAUGGAGACACUUGUCAAAGAGAGGAAGUCAUACCUGCAGAAGGAAUACAAAAUUCUUACUGAACAUAUGAACACAUACAUGGGAAAAGUGGAGUAUUUCCUGCGGGAGAAUAAAUUCCUAGAAGAGGAAGCCCAACGGAAUCGGGAAGAGAGUAACAUUUACCUCUCCUACAUAACAAAACACAGCCAGAAGUGCCAGAAUCUAAUAAUAACACUAAAUGACCAGAACCAAAUUGAUUUGUCUCAGGUCUGGAAGCAGAAAGAGAAGCUAAUCUCGCAGUAUACAGAAAAAGAAAAGGAGGUAAAAACCUAUCUGAUGAAUAUGGAGACAAAGUAUUCUCUUAUGAACAAGGAAGUUGAAGACUUGCAGCCUUUCAAAGAUCUGCAGUUAGAACAGAUGAAAAAGAUUAAAGAGCUGGAGAAGGAAUUGUUGGUCACAAAGAUCCAGCAUUCAGAACAAAUGCACAAAAUCAAGAGCAGAUUUUUGCAGGCCAAGACUGACUGUGAGGUGAACUCUCAUCAGAAGAUCCAGGUUCUCACCAAGAGAGCAGAAGCAGCAGCAAUACAAUCUCUAAUUCAGCAUAUCAAACAAGUAAAAGCUGAGAAUCGGCAACUGCGCCAGGAGUUGCUCAGACUCAUCCAAUGCUCAAAAGUCCUUAAAGAAAUCAGAGUUCAGCUGAGAGAGCAGCAGCAGCAGCUUCUUCGGGAGAACCAAUACACUCAGGAUAUGGCAUGUGUGCGUCACAGGUUAAAUCAGCAUGAGGCACACAAUGCAAACUGGAAAACCUACAGCCCUGACAGCCCCUUCGGAUGUGGCCAUUAGCCUAAAGAAAAAUUUCUCUAUUCUUCACUCAUGACACUGUAUCACUAAACCUAGCUGGACCAUCAACUGUUACUACAACUAGUUAAGUAACAGAGUACAUAAGUAACAUACAUAAGUAACCUGAAGAGCUGACAUGUUCUGUGGGUUGAUGAAAGGAUUCAUUUCCAUAGCUCAUGGUCAGCAUGCAAUCUAGAUGAGAUCUUGAAAGCAACCUCACCUUUAACUUCCAUGACAUUUAUACCAAGACAACUGGAACUGCACUCCUUUAAUUCCCCAAAAUAAACAAUGACAUUUCCUCUUUGA